UAGACACCAGUUUACUUUAAGUAAAGUAAGAAAACCCCAAAACAGGCCUCACAACCUGAAGUCUCCGACAAGAAGGCUUCAGCACGCCGGACUCAGCAAUGACCUGUUGCACGACUUCUUCCUCUUCGGGGCGUCUCGUCCUUUAAGUGGCAAUGACGAGGCAGCAAAGCUUCGUCCUUGAAGUGGUGUACAUGUGGUAGACGAGGGAGGCGCAGGAGGAGAAGGGGCGUCAGGUUCACGGCAGUCACGGGAGUCCAGGGCGUGGAGAGGGGAGAGGUAAGGCACCCAGAACGAGCCCACGGUAUCUGAGUUAGCCCGAAUGAGAGCAGGGCAGGAGCUAUAGCAGAAUCAAGUGUUCAGGGCGAGGCUCGGCCGCUGUCUGACGAGGAAGACGCGGGCGGCAACCAAGUCGCCUCCCAUAGCGGGUUGAGAAGCCUUGGUGGUUCAGUCGACCGAGGCGUCGAACGGCGUCAGGCGAACGAGCAGCGGGAGUGAAGCAGGUGGUUCGCUGCGCCUCGGUAGUUGAACAGCUUCGAACGGCAAGAUGCGGGCGGGCGGCAGGAGUGCCCCGGUCGUUCGGCCGCUAAGUUGGUAGUUGCCCUCACAAACAUAAAACUGAUUGGAAAACAUGUUGCUCAGGAGAAAAUGCUGUUUGCUCUGACCCUCCUUAAACUGCUUAUUCAACUAGGCCGGGUUGUUAAAAAGUGCAUGCUAUUUAUAUGUUUAAGCAAAAGCACUUUCUUGCGGACUUCAUUCAGGAUAACAUAGAAGCCCGCAAAAAUGCAACUUGCCCUAUCAAGAAAACUGCAAUCAAGUGUAUUUCAAACAGCAUUUUUGGUCGAUUCCUGAUGAACGCGGCCAAAUAUAGUGAAGACAUAGAUAUUGUCACCAACCGCGAAAAGUUUUUGAAGCUGGUCCGAAGUUCUUACUUUAAACGUGUUGUACCCCUCAAUGAUGGUCAUGUAGUUGUAGUUCGCCAUAAGAAAUAUUCACAGGUGAAUCAUCCAAACUACAUUGGCUACUACAUCCUAGAGCUGUCCAAGCUGCGACUAUAUGAUUUCUUUUACAGUAUCAUGAAGGCUCAUUACGGGAAUCGGGCGAAACUAGUGUAUUGUGACACUGAUUCCUUAAUAACAGAAAUUGAAACUCCUGAUCUAUUAACAGAGUACUCGCAGGAACCCUUUAAAAGCUAUAAAGACACAAGUAACUUUAGCUCCUCACAUUCUUUGUACAACACAGACAACAAAGGCAAGCUCGGAUUUCUCAAGUCUGAAGUGAGGGAAAGAACCAUCUCAGAAUUUGUAGCUGUAAGACCAAAGUGCUACUCCAUCCUCUUGGCAGACGAUGACCGGUUGAGUUCAGCUAAGAGCGUUCCAAAGUUCAUAAAGAAGAAAAUUGCUCAUCAGCGAUACAAAGACGUCCUAUUCCAGAAGCAAACAUUUACCUUUGGCUAUCAGGGAUUCACAGUGCGCAAUGGACGAAUGACUACAGUAAAAUAUCCCAAGAGAGGGAUAUCUGUAGUUGAGGACAAAAGAUACUACAUUAGCACCUUGGAGUCACGGUCUUACUGUCAUCCCGAUAAUUCUACAGGGGUAGAGGAGGAGGAGGAAGAGAAGGAGGCUGUAAUCAUAAUUUGACCAAAUUCCAAUAAACAUUG
Molecule: messenger RNA, 1657 nt
Organism: Eriocheir sinensis (Chinese mitten crab)
Lineage: Eukaryota; Metazoa; Arthropoda; Malacostraca; Decapoda; Varunidae
Exons: 2
Coding region: 720-1637 (305 amino acids)
Biological process (GO): DNA replication
Molecular function (GO): DNA binding; nucleotide binding; DNA-directed DNA polymerase activity
Source: RefSeq, a predicted model, not a curated record